CAGGCGGGCUCGCGCCGUUGCCGGGGUGAGGGCGCGCCAUGGCCGGCGUGGAGCUGUUCUCGCACCCCGCGCUGCACGCGCGGUACCGGGCCGGGCUCUGCUCCGCCGCCGCGCUCGCGCUGCUCCUCAUUGCCCUGCUCACCUACCUGCCGCCGCUGCUGCUCGCCUACCGCAGCCACGGUUUCUGGCUGAGGCAGAGCACGUACCUGGAGCAGCCCACGGUGCGUUUCCGCUACGAGGUGCUCUUCGUCGCCACCCUGGCGCCUGGCCCCAGCAGCUUCUUGGCAUGGAGCACGUUCCCAGCCUUCAACAGGCUGCAGGGAGAGCGGCUGCGGGUGCCGCUCCUGUUGGUAGGCCUGACCGGUGGGAAGUGGGACCGAGAGCUGCAGGAGGGGCUGAUCAGAGUCGUUGAGACUAGAGAAGAAGACAAGGAUCAAGAUGGUAAAGUGGAUCAGUUGCAUUUUAAAUUGGAACUUCCGCUACAACCUACGGAGCAUGUAGUUGGUGUUCAGCUGAUUCUACUCUUUUCCUACCAGCUUUAUAGAAUGUCAACACUUGUGAUGCAGAGCAUGGCUUUUCUUCAGUUCUUUUCUCCUGUGCCAGGGUCUCAGUUCUAUACGAACGGAGACCUGAAAUUGAACCAGAGGCAAUUACUUCGCCAUUGUGGAUUGGAUACCAGAUACAAUGUGUCUGUGGUCAAUGGCACAAGUCCUUUUGCAAGUGAUUAUGAUCUAACAAACAUCAUUGCAGCAUACUGGGAUAGAAAUGUGACAACAGUCUUUUCAGAUCCCAGCCCUGUCUGGAUGACUGGAAGAGCACCAGAUUCACCAUUUGUCAUUAACGCCACUAUUCGUUACCCAGUGGAAGUUAUCUUAUAUCAGCCAGGAUUUUGGGAAAUGAUUAAAUUUGCCUGGAUCCAGUAUGUCAGCAUUCUCCUUAUCUUUCUUUGGGUGUUCGGUAGGAUUAAAAUCUUUGUGUUCCAGAAUCAAGUGGUGACUACAACUCCGAUAACACCAGUUCUGCCAGUGUCUCCAGGACUGCCCUACAAACAGCACCAGUUCUGAGGAGGUGCCUGAGAACACUUUAAAGAACUGCAGUUAAAAAUAGAUACCUGCUUUUAUUCUCAACACACUUUUUACUUCAGAAGAUCAGAAGAUGGUACCUAUGUUCCAAGUAUCUUCUGUUCCUGCUUCCUUUCUAAAAUACCUGUUUGUUGAUCUGUUUCUCUGGAAAUACUGCUUUGGGACUGAAAAUUUUAAUAUUUUUGGCAGUUAAAGAAGAACCUACUUAUUUUAUUGCAAUUGGAACUCACUUCAAAAAAACAGUAGACAGCAAUAACACUGUUUUCGUAUGAUCUUAAUUUUGCUAAAACUUGAAGACUGAAAAUAAUAUGUUAGCAGUAACAACAAAACUUACUGUCUUGUAAAUAAUUUCACUGCUGAGUUUCAUUUCCGUUGAGCUAUUUGUAUGUGCAUUUAUGUGCACUUAAGAGUGGAAAAAAUAUGAGGACUGUGAAAAAAUGUAUGGAUGAGUAAGUGUUAGAGCCACACUUCUGUAACUGUAUGUGUGUACUUGUUUAGUUAUUAAAUUGGAUGAUGGAUAAAUUCAAGGUUGAUGUGAGAAACUGGGUUGUGGGUGAUAAUAUCUGCAGGUUUUGUACAGUCAUUUUCUAUUGGCAUUAUUACUAUAUUGCUGGACCAUUAAUUGUGAAUUGGGACUAGUAGAACAGAGAAGCCUAGUGUUUAUGUAGAGAAAACUAACAAAAAAACUAGCAGAGAAGCUUCAGAGUUCUGAAGCAAGUGAAUAAUUACUUUCAGAACUUAAAUGCAAACUCAGAACAGAUGAAAAUUAAAUCAGUUACAAUCACCUAGUGAGAAGUGAAAGACUGUCCUUCGUUUUUGGUGGUGGUGACAUAGAAGAUUAUUUUGGUUUAUUUUCUUUUUCAGGGCUUACUUUUUAUGCCAGACAAGCUUAAAAAGGAGAAU
This is a messenger RNA of Cuculus canorus (common cuckoo), 1985 nucleotides long. RefSeq names its product transmembrane protein 231 (gene TMEM231). Gene Ontology annotation, cellular component: ciliary transition zone; ciliary membrane. The transcript has 8 exons. NCBI's taxonomy places the organism in Eukaryota, Metazoa, Chordata, Aves, Cuculiformes, Cuculidae. The coding region runs from base 39 to 1064 and encodes 341 amino acids. The record is from RefSeq and is a predicted model, not a curated record. Gene Ontology annotation, biological process: regulation of protein localization; cilium assembly.